AAAACAUGUAAAUUUGUUUCGUAGAUAGAUCAUUUAAAGUCAGUCAAUAUACAACUGUUCAUUUCUGUUUGUAAGUUUUAACGCAUUAUUUAUAUACGGUUUGCCGUGUUGAGUUCAUCGGCGAGUUUCUCAACAUAAUAUUCUGUGUGGCGAGACAGAUAAUGGGCUCGAACCAAAAAUCCCAUGAAGAUCGUGCCUAUUCCAUAGACCUACCAGACAAUGACAAUGGCGGCUUUAGAAUGGAGCAAAGACGCAGCAGUCCACAAUCGAGAAAUAAACCACAGAGAAGCAACAGUAAAAGAAUGUAUAUAAUACUUGGUGUGGUCGUUGCUGUUUUAGUUAUAGCUAUUGUCGCUGUAGUUGUGCCAUUUGUCGUCAUUGACCAUCAAAACGACUCAUCAUCAUCUCAUGAGAAGAAAGCUGUAUGUGGACCAUACAGCUAUCCUGGUGUCAACAUCUCAGCACUUACUCCACAAAUUAUAACAUAUAGAAAGACUUGUCCUCUGAAAGGAGAUUGCUGGACAGGGGAGCAAUGCUACGAGUGUUUCAAACGUCCGGUAUGGAAGGUUGGUAAUAUCAACAACAUACCUGUCUGCUGCAAGAACUGUGAGGUGACCGGGCUUGGUAUGUCAGGAACGGAGUGCAACUGUUUACAUAACGGCUAUAGCUAUGGAUAAAUAAAUUUUAUACAAGAAGUUUAUAUCAGGAUCGGAAACCAAUUUGACAAUAAAAAUUAUGAAAAGGUGUGCUUUCAUACCAAGAAAUUAGAGUAGAAUAUUAGAUUGAAGCAUUACUGAGAAUAUAUGCGAUACACUUUAAUCAAAUUGCCACCCUCUUCGUUUCUUCUUCAUAAAGUAGGCUACACGGUUGUUGUUUAUGUGAUAAAGAACUUAGUUUUUCCAGAACGGCGCCCCACUGUGUACCUGUUUUGAUUUUGUAUUGUAUGUGCUUACCAAUCUUUGAACAAAGCUUUUACGGGGAAAAAUAUUGUAGUUAUAGUGGAUAAUUACUUAUUUAUUUGGUGUAUAAUAAAAUGUUUUUAAUUUCAUCAUAGUCUCCCUCAAAGUUUAACACUCUGAUGUAUGUAUUAACAUAUUAAAUAGUGUAUUUUGCUUUGUUGUAUUUAGAAAAUAACGAAAAAUAAAUUACAAGUUUGAAAA
Molecule: messenger RNA, 1160 nt
Organism: Ruditapes philippinarum (Manila clam)
Lineage: Eukaryota; Metazoa; Mollusca; Bivalvia; Venerida; Veneridae
Exons: 6
Coding region: 162-677 (171 amino acids)
Source: RefSeq, a predicted model, not a curated record